Dimorphilus gyrociliatus is the source of this 3169-nucleotide messenger RNA. The record is from the annotation of a GenBank genome assembly. NCBI's taxonomy places the organism in Eukaryota, Metazoa, Annelida, Polychaeta, Dinophilidae.
UAUGGAAGGAAUUCAGGGCGACCUCUUCGAACGAGGUAUUUGCACGGAGCAUGCGGCCAAAUUGAUAAUUGAAGAACGUUGUUUACCCUUAUUAAAUUCUAGGCAACGAGCUUUAGAGAACGAGUUGGAAGUGCUCGAUAAAAAGUCAGAAGCCGAACAUAAAAGCGCCUUAACGGCUAUAAAGUCGCUGUUUAAAUUUACCCAAGGAGCAUCGCACGUCUGGGACGUUCAUGAUGUUGCUUUAACAAAACAGGAAAGGCGUUUGCAGGAGAAAUUAGAAGAAUCUAGAAAAUCUCACGAUACGACGAAUCAAGAUGCAGAAGCUAAUUUAGAUAUUGUCAUGGAUAAAAUGAGACAAGCUCCGAAUGAGGUUAACCUGAAAUCCCAUUUGAAAAUUGCUUUAGAUAGCUUGGCCAAGAUCAAAGAUAGUUAUGAAAAAUUUCAUAACGAACAGUUAAACGUUGUAAAUGUCUACCCGAAAAUGAUUAAAUCUGAGUUGGAAAACUAUGAAGAAGCUUUAUGUAAAUAUUUUGGAGUAAGUACGAACGAACCGGAAGCAGAUUGUGAGGUCAUUGAACUGGAUGACGGCCGAAGAUUUUAUGCUCAUAAGGCUAAAAAGGAGAAAAGAAUAAAGGGGAUAAAAAAAGAAGACAUGGUGAAAGAAGAAGAGAGUCAGUUAAGGGAAUUUGAGAUAUCUGACGAGCUAAUACAGAGUGUUAAGAAAGCAAUUCGUCUGAAUUUCCUAUCGCACGUUGGCGGCUGGGCGUCGGAGGCGGUUGAAAGGUCAAACAGUGUUGUGGCAGCUAAAAUGGAAGAAUUAAAGGCAGAAUUAGAUCUUAGAAUGCAUCUUCACGAACCAAGACCCCUGAGGGCGGAAUUGGACGUACAUAAUGUUCGUGCGGCAGAACUUAUUAUGCAUUCCGAAAGAAUAGACAGACAUGUCCGAGGUGUUAUUCAAACGCUGUCCGAUGCACGAGGAAUGUAUAAAAAUCUAAACAGCGAGCAUAACGACCUAGUCAACGACUUUAGGCGAACUAUUGAAUCGUUAGAAGAUAUUUUCGUAAAGGCUACGAAAAGCUCGAAAUUGCUAGCUUUAUCGUCGAAAUUGCAGGAGGAACAGGAGCGGUUCAUGGAGAUUAUUCGUAAAUCCUUACGCAAAUUUCGUCAACAAUUGGACGAUACGCUGCAAGUUGUACGGGAGAGUAAUGCGAAUUUCAUAAAAUCCUUCCAAUUAUUCUCUGACGGUGGUAAUUUUUGCGUGGACGAGGUGGAAGAUUAUAGGAAACAGUUAGAGAAACUCUCUCAUAAAAUCGAUAGUACUGAAGGAUUCGUAAUGUCCGAUUUAGAAGGUAUCGAAGCGAAAAGAUUAGAACAACUACAGAGAAUAUCAAUAGAAUUUGAAGAUCGUUUUAAGCAUCACAUGAUCGAUUUAUUGUUUAUUGAAAAAAUUUCCAGAUGGUUAACAAAUAGCCAAGUUAAGAUUAAAUCCGAAGUAGCAUUAUCGAAUACAGAAGCGGGAAAAUUAACAGAUUAUUUGGAUACCCUCGAGAGGAGAAUCGAUGCUUGCGAAAGACCAAAUUUAGAUAAAGAAGACGUAACACCAACCGAUUUACAAGAGAGUUUGAUACCGAUAUUUGACGCUUUCAAACUUCGAACAGUCUAUUUGAAUUGCAUGAAGAUUGAGCCGGUAGUACUAAUUAGUUUGCCCGCGGCUGUAGCCGUUUCUAAAAUGAAGAAGGCGCCUUCUGAAGCGUCGGUUACGAUUAGUGUAUCGGCACCGGUUCGAGCGAAGCAGGCACCCGAAGAUCCUACAGUUGUAACUAUUAAAAAUAUACUCAAUUCCCAAAAGAAGAGAUUCGGUAGUUCAGCCGAAUUGGACGGAGAAUGGGCUUCGGCAUCUGGAGCGCCUCAAGCGGCAAGUAGAGAACAGACAGCAAGAGAAAAAUCAGCUAAAAGCAAUCGAUCUGAAAAACGGGCUGCGUCAGCCGCUGGUCAAACAACUGGCAGUCAAGAGACGCUGAUUUCUACUCAAACAGCCGGUGUUGUCCAUUCUAGACGCCCACGCCGGAAGGACGGUGGCGUAAAAUGGGAUAAGAAAUAUCUUCAUUUUGGAGAAUGCGAUGAACCUAGCGAAGAAAAACAUUUUCUGGGUAAAGUAAGGAAAAUAUUACGAGAUUCAACGGACGGCCUCUUAACUGCUGCUGAUAUCUACUACCGUCAAAAGGGUAAUAGGGCCGUGACCCGUCCCCGUGCCCUUCAAGAUACAUUCGAGCAAUGCGCUGAUGUUGUGUGUGAGAAACUGGUGUCUUACUUUAAACAAGCCGACGAAUAUCAUAAUCAUUGUGUACAAGAAGUUCGGCGUCAAUUGGAACGCCUUGAGAAAUUAGUGGAAAAAGUUCCGGCUUGCGUUAUCCGAGAAGUCGUUAGGCAGUCGAUAAAUGAGGCGAGAAGCGCUCAGAUGACUGUUAGUAACGAGUUUACGAAACAGCAUCGUUUAAGCGAACAGUUAAGGAAACAGCAUGAUAUCGAACUAAGGCCCACUUUGGGACAUCCACAAGCAGAGGAAAGGCUGGUAGAACUUAGGAGAAAAGAAGAGGAAAGAAGAAAAGAGUACUUGAAGAAUUUAAGUAGCCAUUCUUCAGCACUUCAAUUGGAUGCAGCAAAAAUGGCGACAAAAUUUCUACAAGAUCUAGCGGAUAAGAGCGAAAAGUUGCUACUGCUUUUCGAUACGAUGCUCUGUGUGGACGACCUAGAAAGGGGACGCGUUGCAGCUACUUGUUAUCCUACUAGCGAAUUAUUAAGAAGGAAAGCGAGCGGCGAACCACUAGAGGAUGUUGAAGAUAAGAACGCGUUACCUAGGGGUAAAAGAACUUGGCCAGGAAUAUCUAAAACUGAGCUGACAUUGCCGUCGUCCGAUUCCAAGGUCAAGCGCCUUUCAAAAACAGAGAGGGCGCCGUCGGAAACAACAACCAGUAUAACUACCCAAAAGACAACACUUCCUCAUACAUCAACCAUUCAGGCUAGAGACGACUCCUUUGAAACUUAUAAAAAGUACUUUACCGAAACGCUGAAGAACAUCGAAGACGACAGAAAGAAAAAUGAACUAUUAGAAGAGAGAUGGACUAAUAACUGGUUGACAAAUGUCGACAAAGUUAAGCAAUUGUACUAG